AUGUCAAACUGGCCGGUCAAGCCUGCCUGCGAACUGGCCGGGCCUCCAGUCAAGCCUGCCUGCGAACUGGCAGGGCCUCCUGUGAAGCCUGCCCCUGAACUGCCCGAGCCUCCGGUGAACCCUGCGCCCGAACUGCCCGAGCCUCCGGUGAACCCUGCGCCCGAACUGCCCGAGCCUCCGGUGAACCCUGCGCCCGAACUGCCCGAGCCUCCGGUGAACCCUGCGCCCGAACUGCCCGAGCCUCCGGUGAACCCUGCGCCCGAACUGCCCGAGCCUCCGGUGAACCCUGCGCCCGAACUGCCCGAGCCUCCGGUCAACCCUGCGCCCGAACUGCCCGAGCCUCCGGUCAACCCUGCGCCCGAACUGCCCGAGCCUCCGGUCAACCCUGCGCCCGAACUGCCCGAGCCUCCGGUCAACCCUGCGCCCGAACUGCCCGAGCCUCCGGUCAACCCUGCGCCCGGACUGCCCGAGCCUCUGGUGAGCCCUGCCGCUAAACUGCCCGUGCCUCCAGCGAGGCUAGUUUUAGAUCCCUCCAAGCAACCAGUGAAUCCUGCUGCUGAACCGCUUGCGCCUCCAAGGAAGCCUGCCAUCUACCCGCCCAAGCCUGAAGUGAAGAUUUCUGCCGAACUGCCCAGGAAUCCAGUGAAGCUUUCUGCCAAACUGUUCAUGCCUCCAAUGAAGCCUGCCCCCAAGCCUCCAGUGAAGCUUGCUGCAGAACCGCCCAAGCCUCCAAUGAAGCUUACUGCUGAAUGGCCUAAGGCUCCAGUGAAGUUUUCCGCCCAACUGUUCAAGCCUCAAGUGAAGUUUACCUCCAGUGAAGCCUGCCGCCCAAGCCUCCAGGGGUAA
Messenger RNA from Pimephales promelas (fathead minnow), 846 nucleotides. Lineage: Eukaryota; Metazoa; Chordata; Actinopteri; Cypriniformes; Leuciscidae. The record is from RefSeq and is a predicted model, not a curated record.